UUGGUCAGGCGGGGGCAGGACGAGUGUUGACAGGUCGAGACUUUGGGGAAAUAUCACCAACUGUUGUCGACUGAGAGCCUUUCAGCGGGUGGACGGUGACCGGGGCCGUUUCGCGGUUAACUUUUAAAGGGUUUUGUUUUCGGGGGCUAACAGGUCCAGCUGAGGGGAGGAAAAAUGUCGAUGCACAUUUAUCAGAUGAGCGCUAAACUGCUCGGGGACACUAUGGGGAAAAUGAACGAGAACCUGACCUCCGUGGUGUUAGCAGCGUCCGUCUUCACCCUCACUCUGGGAUACAUCUCAAAACUGCUGCUCAAACAGUCCACAGACGAGGACGUGAAACAUCCACCCUACAUACCCUCCAGCAUCCCCUUUCUGGGACAUGCCAUCGCUUUUGGAAAGAGCCCCAUUGAGUUUCUGGAAAAUGCCUAUGACAAAUACGGCCCUGUAUUCAGCUUCACUAUGGUGGGCAAAACAUUCACCUACCUGCUGGGCAGCGAAGCAGCCGCGCUGAUGUUCAACAGCAAGAAUGAAGACCUGAACGCAGAGGACGUCUACUCGAGACUGACCACUCCGGUGUUCGGCAAAGGAGUCGCCUACGACGUGCCGAACCACAUUUUUCUGGAGCAGAAGAAGAUGUUUAAGACGGGGCUGAACAUCGCUCGUUUUAGGGAACACGUCAAGAUCAUUGAGAGAGAGACGAUCGAGUAUUUUCAGAGAUGGGGAGACAGCGGGGAGAGAAACCUGUUCGAGGCUCUGUCCGAGCUGAUUAUCCUCACAGCCAGCAGCUGCCUGCAUGGGAAAGAGAUCCGCAGCAUGCUGGAUGAACGCGUGGCCCAGCUUUACGCCGACUUGGACGGAGGAUUUACCCACGCUGCGUGGCUCCUGCCGGGCUGGCUGCCCCUGCCCAGCUUCAGGAAGAGGGACAGAGCUCACAGAGAGAUCAAGAACAUCUUCUACAAAGUGAUUCAGAAACGGAGGAGCUCUGAAGAGAAAGCAGACGACAUCCUGCAGACCUUCAUGGACUCCACAUACAAAGAUGGACGGCCGCUGACCGAUGACGAAAUUGCAGGGAUGCUGAUCGGCCUCCUCCUGGCGGGUCAGCACACAUCCUCCACCACCAGCGCCUGGCUGGGCUUCUUCCUGGCCAAAGACAAGGCCCUGCAGGAGCGCUGCUACGCAGAGCAGAAGGCUGUGUGCGGGGAAAACCUGCCUCCACUCAACUUCGAUCAGCUGAAGGAUCUCAGCUUGUUGGAGCGCUGUUUAAAGGAAACCCUGCGGCUCCGCCCACCCAUCAUGACGAUGAUGAGGAUGGCUCGCUCUCCUCAGACUGCAGCAGGAUACACCAUCCCUGUGGGCCACCAGGUGUGCGUCUCCCCGACUGUUAACCACCGGCUGCACGACACCUGGGUGGACAGGAUGGAGUUCAAACCCGAUCGCUACCUCAACGAUAACCCUGCCGCAGGGGAGAAGUUCGCCUAUGUGCCCUUUGGAGCCGGCCGGCAUCGCUGCAUUGGAGAAAACUUUGCCUACGUCCAGAUCAAAACUAUCUGGUCCACUUUGCUCCGCAUGUACGACUUUGACCUGGUGGACGGAUAUUUCCCCACAAUCAACUACACUACGAUGAUCCACACGCCUCACAACCCCGUCAUCAGAUACAAGAGGAGGAAGCAGUGAGAGACAGAGACAUCUGAGCAUCGGAAGUAAAGCUCGAAUCUUGUGGGGACUUGAAUCGAGGAAAAUUGACAUCAGUGCACUUUGCUCUAAAUACCCAAACUGUGCUUUUAUUCUUCCUGUAUUUUGUCUAGAGUCCAGCUCUUUUCAUGAAUGAAUGUUUGUAGAUAAGUGUGACUUUCUGCAGAGAAAAACAGGGGCUGUGAGACUCCAGCGUGAAAGCUGAUGCUCUUAUUCACAAUGUGAAUUCUUUGAAAACAAUACAAAUGGAGAAAUAACUAGCGCCUUAUGACGUCUUUAGACUGAAUGAAGCCUUUGAGUCAACCCGGGAAGACGUAUUUACUUUUCUGUUUUCCACAGUUAAUCAUCAAUUUUGCAGCAAACUUUAAAAUCCUGUAGCUAAAAGUUCUGAACACUGGAAACUUGGUUAAAACCACGAGGUUCAUUUACAGCUCUCUGAUGUUUGGAGCUUUGAGUUCAGUCACAUGAUCUUCAUCUGCAGAGGACUUUUGACCAGUUGUGUAUAUACAGUAUAUAUUUUUUCCUUGUCCUGAGCAUUACUCAGUAUGAGGGUUUAAACUUGAGAAGAGAGAAAACAACCCUAUCCUAUCUGAAUAAUCUGCUGAGGAAGACCAUGUGAUUUAAUUAAAAGCUCCGGGGUGGGUUACUAAAUCUGUGGGGAAUCUUUUAUUCCUGAGAUGUAUCUUAGAAUUUUCCUGCUGUGAAGACAAAAGAAAAAAAAAAGAAACAAAUGAAACUGGUUGAAAAAUCAAUAAAAAUAUGAAAAUGA
Molecule: messenger RNA, 2461 nt
Organism: Oreochromis aureus
Lineage: Eukaryota; Metazoa; Chordata; Actinopteri; Cichliformes; Cichlidae
Gene: cyp51a1
Product: lanosterol 14-alpha demethylase
Exons: 10
Coding region: 175-1674 (499 amino acids)
Molecular function (GO): heme binding; iron ion binding; oxidoreductase activity, acting on paired donors, with incorporation or reduction of molecular oxygen
Source: RefSeq, a predicted model, not a curated record